GUUGAAUACCUGGCCAGUCAUGUCUGUUCAUAGGCGUGCCAGCGACGCUGAAACGGGCCUUUCAGAAACAAAUGAUACAACUGUACAUACACAGGACCCGGAAACACACACCAAAACUAAGCGACAAUGGCUCGAUUGGAACGACACCUGGGCCUGGGAAAUCGGAUCUGUGACCCUAGCCGUCGUGGGCCUUGCUCUUUUGGUUGCCUUUCUUGUCACAAUAAACAACACCCCGUACGCGAAGUGGCAAUAUACCGCGUCGCCUAAUACAGUCGUGUCUAUCAUUGUCACCAUCACGAAAGCUGCCCUGCUGGUCCCAGUGUCCUCGUGUCUCGGCCAGCUGAAAUGGAGCCUGUUUCGAGAUCCUGCGCCACUAUAUCACAUGCAGGUUAUUGACCAGGCAAGCCGCGGACCCUGGGGAUCCUUGGAGAUCUUACUGGGGGGGAUAUUUGGGUCGAGAACAGGAAGCUUGACUUAUGUUGGCGCAGCUCUUACAGUUCUGGCUCUUGCAGUAGAUCCAUUUGCACAGCAGAUUUUGACAUUCCCUUCACGAACCGUUCCUGCACUGAAUGCCACGGCAUUGACCCAAGCCUCGCAAAAUUGGACUUCCAUGGGGGGGUUGGAUCAUAGUGAUGUUAGUCUUGAACUUCCGCCGACGCUUCUCACUGCCAUAAUGAGUGGCCUCAUGCAGACACAUCGUCCUCUGGAGCCUCAAUGCAAUGCACUCUCUUGUGACUUCCCAGAAUUUGUCGCACUGGGGAUGUGUAGCAAAUGCGAGGAUGUCACAGCUCGAACAGACCAAAAGUGUCAGGUGGAAAACGAUGUGCCUGUCUGGGAGGGUGUCCCCAUCCACCCGGCCCUCAUCCAAGUCCCUACGAAUUGCAGCUACCGGUCCCCGAGUAACUUCUCUUUCGACUUUCAACUUUCCGAACGCAUCGAGUACGAGACUAUUGGUGAUGUGGUAUCGGAUCCACACAAAAUUAACAAUGUCACAUUCUUUGCGAAUCAUUGGAGUUUACGUCCAAGGGCGGAUUACCCAAUUUUGGGUAUUCAAGACCCGAUUGUCUCCCUCAUUGAGAUAGACUAUGUCGACCCGGUUCGCUACACUGUAUCCAACGCGACAGCCCCCCCAACAAAGCCAGUGGUGACUGAAUGUGCUGUAUACUUUUGCGAACGACGAUACGCAGCAAGCUCCUACCUGCCUACCACCCAAGAAAGCAGUCCAUUCCACGUUGUUGAUACACAGGAGCUCAUUGUGAAAGAUUCCCAAGAGGAACGGCCCGAUAUUUCCUCAUUAGAACCUUUUUACUUUGACCCACCAAAGGGGUCGGCAACCCUAUCCAGAAACCCGAAAUACAGCAUGGAGUACCAUACGUUCAACAACUUCAGACCUUUCAUGAUGAGCCUGUUCAACAGUACGGCCACUAUCGACAUAAUCGAACUACCAACAUCAUAUACGUUGAAGCUGGAAUCGUUUCUACGCAGGGUUGACCUCAGCGAAAUCCUCGAAUCAAUGUCCACCAGCGUCACCGAUACCCUCCGCAAGAAUGGGCACGGUGGCGAGGUUUCCGGAAAGGCAUUUCGAGACGAGAGAUUCAUUCAGGUUCGAUGGCCAUGGAUCAUUCUUCCGGUUGUUGUUACUUUGGGAUCACUGGCACUGCUUCUGGGAACUGCAAUAGGAUGCAAACAGAGGGACGCCGUGCUGUGGAAGUGUAUGGUGCUGCCGUUGUUGUCAAGCCAUCUCGAUACUACGCCGGAGAAUGGAAUUGCGUCGGUGCGCAGUGCGGAUGGAAUGACUGCCAUGUCGAAGAACAUGCGCGCUGUGGUGAUGCCGGAUGAAGGGCCACUUACGUUCAAGGAGGAGUGA
Aspergillus candidus is the source of this 1867-nucleotide messenger RNA. RefSeq names its product DUF3176 domain-containing protein. The transcript has a single exon. Bases 20 to 1867 code for a protein of 615 amino acids. Lineage: Eukaryota; Fungi; Ascomycota; Eurotiomycetes; Eurotiales; Aspergillaceae. The record is from RefSeq and is a predicted model, not a curated record.